CUUGUGUAUCUUCUGCUGUAUUCGCCUGACUUCAAUCCAAUUGAGCAGGCCUUUCAUUCUAUGAAGGCUUGGCUUCAUCGACAUGAAGCACAAGCUAUACUUCCUGAAGCUCAACCAUGGUUGAUACAUCAAGCCUCGAUGUCUAUCACACCUGAGGAUGCAGAGGGGUGGAUCCUGAACUCUGGGUAUGACUGA
Molecule: messenger RNA, 195 nt
Organism: Suillus paluster
Lineage: Eukaryota; Fungi; Basidiomycota; Agaricomycetes; Boletales; Suillaceae
Exons: 1
Molecular function (GO): nucleic acid binding
Source: RefSeq, a predicted model, not a curated record